UCCAACUCAUUAUUGCUCUGCGCAUCCAAGCCAAGCGCACGAGUCCGAAAGCAAUUCAAGAUGAUGUCAAUGGAGAGGCGCACCCUCGUUCCGAAUCCAGAGAGAGAGAGAGAGCGCUCGCCGUGUAAGCACAUAGCUGCGUGUGGUGAAGUUUAGUAUACCUCAUAUAAUAACAGUGUUAUUGAACGGAGAGUCAAUUCCAGAAAUCCUCGCCUACUUCGCUAGAUUUAUUUUAUUUUCUUGGUGUUGGGGAAUAAAACUGUCUCUCAACGUUCGCCUUUUUUGUUUUUCUUUAGUCCGCCUGCGCUCUUGGAUCUAUUUGUCUGAGAGAUGUCUGAGUUUAACCACUCAAAUCUAUCAGGCGGAAACGCUGCGGAUCCGGACUACAAGUGGACAUAUGAGUAUUACGACGAUGAUGAGCCUGUUUCGUUCGAGGGACUCAAAGCGCACCGAUACUCCAUCGUGAUAGGCUUCUGGGUGGGCCUGGCUGUCUUUGUCAUCUUCAUGUUCUUUGUCCUGACGCUUCUCACCAAGACAGGAGCUCCACAUCCCGAAGGAGCUGAGCCCUGUAAGAAGCGUGUUCAUCUGACCAGCUGUGUGGAGGACCUCCGCCCCCCUGCAGACCCUGACAACCGGCCCUGCCUCCAACUGGACUCCUCUCUCAGCCGCUCUCUCUUCCACAUCAAUGAGGAACAGGCCCAGGGGGGGUCCAGACCUAGAGCUGGGGCAGGAGUUGUGGGAGCAUCCAGAGGAGGGCUGGUCCAGGGGCCGGGGCGAGGCAGGUCAGGCAGCCCAGAGGAGAGGGUGGUGGUGGGGAUGGAAGUAGGUGUCAGCCGUGCCCUGCAAGGGGCUGCCAUGUUGGGGGGGGACCGGACUGACCACAGAGAGGCAAUGUCCCUGUCCCUCUUCAACAUCCCUAACGUUGUGAACUCCGAGCACAGCUCCGCUCUGGAGGCGGACGAUCUGCUUCUGGGGGAGCCACCAAUCAUCAUGGAGGGGGAGUAUCAUUCCCAUGGGGUCCAUCACACAAUUGACUGGGGGAACCACCAAUCAUCUUAGAGGGGGAGUGUCAUCGACCACGUAGCGCCCUUCAGAAGAUGGACUGUCCUGCCCAUCACACAAUAGACUAUGGUCCUGCUUACUUCUCACACCCACCUCCGUUAGGACAUUAUAGAUAAUUAUGAGGACAUCACAGGACUCACCAGCCUUAUAUAGAGUUGUGUGAACCGAAUUCAUGGAGGUUCAAAUAAGUCCUAAUCUAACAUUCUGUGUUGUGCCAGUCAUGUACAGUGCAAGGUCUCCUAAUUAGGCUGUGGUUCCAGCUUCUCACACCACCUCCAUUGUGAGGACAUUCUGGAUUAUUCUGGAUCCUCCUACAGUAACUGUACCUCCUGACAUUUUCAUUCUGUUCAGAUUUGGUUCAGGCUGAAAUACUGUACAGUCAAAAUAUAUAAACAUUUAAUGUUAAUUAACAAUACAGAGUUAAAUAUAGAUAUGUGAUAUGCGCUACUUUUCUAAUCUUUAUGUCAACAAGGUUGCCCACGCAGAGCCAGAACUUGUGACGUCACAUCUCAACACUAAACUGGAAGUUCAGCUUCAUCAAGUUGCUUUAGAAUGUUUUUGUGUUUUUUUUUAUUUAACUAGGAAGUGAGUUAAGAUUUUUUUUAAAUUUACAAUGACAGCCUACCCCGGCCAAAUCCUCCCCUAUCCCAAUUGUGCGCCGCACUAUGGGACCCCCAAUGACGGCCUGUUCUGAAACAUCUGGUAUUGAACCCGGAACUGUAGUGACGCCUCUAGCACUGCAAUGCUGCGCCACUCGGCCCCCCCGUAUAUUGGCGGAAGCCUUGCAGGAAUCAGAUAAAGGGAUGACGACAACAGAAGAGGUAAGGAGAAUUUGAUGCAACAACCAAAAUGCACCAGAAAGGCAAGACUCUUCUCUUGGGUUUCCAAUUCAACAGCAGUCUGAAUGUUGUUCUUGUUCAGUACUAAUCGUAGCACACCUGUUCCUCACUAUAAACUGUUAUAGACAACUUUUUAUAUACCAUGUGUUGCUCCUGUCAAUGCUUUACCUACAUGUCAUAUCAGUCUCGUCUGCCAAGUCUAUAGAAGGUUGUGACUAAAUAAAACUAAACUUAGC
This is a messenger RNA of Salmo salar (Atlantic salmon), 2137 nucleotides long. RefSeq names its product melanocortin-2 receptor accessory protein 2A-like. Gene Ontology annotation, biological process: regulation of adenylate cyclase-activating G protein-coupled receptor signaling pathway; protein localization to plasma membrane. Gene Ontology annotation, molecular function: type 4 melanocortin receptor binding; type 5 melanocortin receptor binding; type 1 melanocortin receptor binding. Lineage: Eukaryota; Metazoa; Chordata; Actinopteri; Salmoniformes; Salmonidae. The record is from RefSeq and is a predicted model, not a curated record. Gene Ontology annotation, cellular component: endoplasmic reticulum; plasma membrane.